Calypte anna (Anna's hummingbird) is the source of this 1058-nucleotide messenger RNA. It is a transcript of the gene IGF1, whose product is annotated as insulin like growth factor 1. The transcript has 4 exons. Gene Ontology annotation, cellular component: extracellular region. The coding region runs from base 247 to 708 and encodes 153 amino acids. Gene Ontology annotation, molecular function: growth factor activity; hormone activity. Lineage: Eukaryota; Metazoa; Chordata; Aves; Apodiformes; Trochilidae. The record is from RefSeq and is a predicted model, not a curated record.
GCUGUUUCCUGUCUACAGUGUCUGUGUAAUGUAGAUAAAUGUGAGGAUUUUCUCUAAAUCCCUCUUCUGUUUGCUAAAUCUCACUGUCACUGCUAAAAUCAGAGCAGAUAGAGCCUGCGCAAUGGAAUAAAGUCCUCAAUAUUGAAAUGUGACAUUGCUCUCAACAUCUCACAUCUCUCUGGAUUUCUUUUUUCUCAUCAUUACUGCUAACAAAUUCAUUUCCAGACUUUGCACUUUUAAGAAGCAAUGGAAAAAAUCAACAGUCUUUCCACACAAUUAGUUAAGUGCUGCUUUUGUGAUUUCUUGAAGGUGAAGAUGCACACUGUGUCCUACAUUCAUUUCUUCUACCUUGGCCUGUGUCUGCUUACCUUAACCAGUUCUGCUGCUGCUGGCCCAGAAACACUCUGUGGUGCUGAGCUGGUUGAUGCUCUUCAGUUUGUGUGUGGAGACAGAGGCUUUUACUUCAGUAAGCCUACAGGGUAUGGAUCCAGCAGUAGACGCUUACACCACAAGGGGAUAGUGGAUGAAUGCUGCUUCCAGAGUUGUGACCUGAGGAGGCUGGAGAUGUACUGUGCUCCAAUAAAGCCACCUAAAUCUGCACGCUCUGUACGUGCUCAGCGCCACACUGAUAUGCCAAAAGCACAAAAGGAAGUGCAUUUGAAGAAUACAAGUAGAGGGAACACAGGAAACAGAAACUACAGAAUGUAAGAACAUGCUAUCCACAAGAAUGAAGAAUGAAUGUGCCAUCUGCAGGAUACUUUGCUGUAAAUAAAUUAUUUGUUAAACAUUGGAAGACUUAAAAAAAAAUAAGCUUGAUGCAAUCUCAACCAAUGGGCAUUCUCCCAAUGAACAAUGCAACUAAACAUUCCAAUAUAAGUCUUUAGAGAACAGAACAUUUUAAGCAGCCCAGAGCUAAAAAAAAUCUGUGGUUGAUAUAUUACUGUUUGUUAACCUGUUUUAAAUGUCCUGCACAAAAUCUCUUUAAGUCCUGUGCCCCUCAAAAGCCUACAAAUUUAUGGGCCUUUGACGGAUCCAAUUGCACUAAAUUAACCUAUGAA